GACCUCAAUCCAACGCCAGUAGGCGGAGCUGGGAACCAACCAAAUGGCGCGGCUGGUGCUGGUGCUGCUAAUGGAGAUGGUGGUAAUUCUGGGGAUAAUAACGAGUCCACUCAGCGUACCGUUAUCUGGGGUACCAAUGUAGAGGUACAGGAGGUGGAGGAGAAGUUCGAUACGUUCUUGCGCACGUACAAGAUUCCAGGCGAAGACGAAGCCUGCUACAUGCGACUCAUGCAGCACACGGCCACCGAGGAGAAAGAGUUCAUCAACGUUGAUUGCCACCACCUACACGCCUUUGAUGCGGCUCUAUACAACCAGCUGAUUAACUUUGCCAACGAUGUCAUACCCAUCUUUGAUGCGGUGGCUGCCAAUAUCUUCCAUGUGGAGUUCAGCGGACCAGCGGACUUCCUUACUACUCGCCCGUUCAAUCUCAUGACGGAAAAAGCCAUGCGAGAGCUAAACCCGGAUGACAUCAACAAUCUCGUACGGAUCAGAGGCAUGGUGAUCCGAACCACCUCCAUCAUCCCGGAAAUGCGUACCGCUUUCUUCCGCUGUUUCAUCUGCAAGGCAUCGGUCACUGUGGAGGUUGUUGGGGGGCAGAUAGCUGAGCCCACUGUGUGUCGACAGUGUAAUAAGAAGUGGUCCAUGGAAAUUAUUCAUAACAGAUGUUCCUUCCUUGACAAGCAGAUUGUGAAGCUGCAAGAAUCGCCCGAAGUCAUGCCUGCAGGACAGACCCCCCACACAGUGUCCAUCAUUGCGUACGAUGACUUUGUGGAGACUGUGCAGCCUGGAGAUAGAAUCGAGGUGACCGGUCUGUUCCGUGCUUCCACUCUGCGGCCCAACAAGAAUCACCGCACUAUCAAAGCCGUGUUCCGUACCUACCUGGACGUUGUUCAUUUCAAGAAAAGUUCUAAAAAUAGAAUCGAGCGCGACUCGAAUGCGGACGAAGGAACCGCCACGAGACACAUGGACGAUGGUCAAUCCGAUCCCCAAAGAGAGAGCGAAAAGGUUGAGAGACUCAAGGCUCUCGGAGCAUCAGAAGAUAUCUACAAUCGACUAUCAUCAUGUAUAGCUCCGAGCAUCUUUGGCCACGAGGACAUUAAGAAGGGAAUGCUGAUGAUGUUGAUGGGUGGUGUUUCGCGUAGGCGGUCACCGGGAGGUGGCGAGGCAAAAGGCUUCAGAGGAGAACUCAAUGUACUACUCAGUGGAGAUCCCAGUACGAGUAAAUCUCAAUUCCUAACA
This is a messenger RNA of Sphaeroforma arctica JP610, 1239 nucleotides long. RefSeq lists its product as hypothetical. The annotation marks the transcript as partial. The transcript has 7 exons. The record is from RefSeq and is a predicted model, not a curated record. Gene Ontology annotation, biological process: double-strand break repair via break-induced replication; mitotic DNA replication initiation; DNA strand elongation involved in DNA replication. Gene Ontology annotation, cellular component: nucleus; MCM complex. Gene Ontology annotation, molecular function: ATP binding; single-stranded DNA helicase activity; single-stranded DNA binding. NCBI's taxonomy places the organism in Eukaryota, Ichthyosporea, Ichthyophonida.